UGCACAGUGCAAGAGAGUGUAAGUGAGUCACACACAGAAUCAGAGUUCAGCCUUCUUACUAGCCCUCGACUCUCCCCCAGUCUCUCACACACACUCACUUAUUCUGACUUUUCUUUGCAGAAAGAAAUCUUUUCCUCAUCUCAUGGCCAUCAAAUCUUAGUUCUAUACUGUUGCUUUAACUGGAGGGGGGUUUUCAGGAGUUCUGUACUUUUGGAUUACAUGGGAAGUUAGUGGUGCUUGUGUUCUCUGUGCCGGGAUGGAACACAUGCCUGCAGUAUUGGUGUUACUGGCAAUACUUGGAGCUGCCUUUGGAGAAUACGAUUAUCAUUUUAUGGAAAAUCCCUCAAAUAUCACAUCCUCUCUGGGAAAAGACAUAGUUCUCAGGUGCAGUGUGAAAGUACAAGAGAUUUUUCCUGAUGUGGAAUGGUUGCAUAAUGGAGAGCUUUUAGGAUUUGCUGAUAUUAAUCAGAUCCAGAUGCCACUGGAUGAAGAAGAAGAAUGGCUCGCCAUCAGUGAAUUGAGCAUUCCCUCCCUGCAGCUUUCAGACUCAGGCCAUUAUAGGUGCGCAGUCACUGUUGAAGGAGAUGAGAUUCUAUCUGAAGAAGCUUACUUAGAGCUGGAAGGUUUGCCAUUUUUUAUUGAAGAACCCCAAGAUCUACAUACUUAUCCAGAUGUGCCCUUCAACCUCAGCUGUCAUGCCCAGGGUCCCCCAGAUCCAGUUUAUGUUAUAUGGCUCCAGAAUGGGGCCCCCCUCAAUUCUCUCAAUGAUGCAUUAGCAUUAAUGCCUUCUGUUCUAGAAAUGAGAGGCCUCAAUAAAUCUUCCUUGUUCUCCUGUGAAGCUCACAAUGCUAAAGGAGUCACUACAUCAAGAACGGCAACCAUUAAAGUAUUGCCAGAAAAACCAAGAGACCUGCAGUUACUGUCCCGGGGCCCUACAGAGCUUGAAAUUUCAUGGCAGCCUGGAAGAAGCGGAGUCCAUCCACAGCAUGUUUGCACAGUACAGGCUUCUCUCCCCCAUUCAGGCUUCACCUCUGACCCCCAUCAUAAGAUUUAUAACCAGAACCUAAACGUGCCUCCUUAUAGCCAUGUGAUUGGUAGCCUGACCCCAUACACCACAUACAAUGUCCGUGUUGCCUGCUUGAGCAGUGAGGGUGUGUCCCAUUGGACUGACUGGGUUGCCAUUGAAACCACAGAAGGAGUUCCAGCAGGACCUCCUGAGAAUGUUACUGUAACAACAAAUGGAACUGUAACAAUUGUGAUGUGGACAGAACCACAAUCGCCCGUUAAUGGAAUUUUGCGAGGAUAUAAACUGGCAUAUAGAAUGAAAGAAUUGGAAGAGGUUGUAGUUGAUGCAGGUUUGACCUAUAAAGAAAUACUUGAGACAGAUCAUCCUGAAGAUCUGACUGUAAGGGUGUCUUCAUACACAAACGCUGGUGAUGGACCCUGGAGUGAUCCUGUGACUGUAUCUCCUACAUAUGAUACAUCGACAUCUUUUUCUUCUCCAGUUGUAAAGGCGAAUACUGCACCUCUUUUCUCCUGGAAUUGGUGGUAUGUGGCUUUAGCAGUUGCUAUAGCAUUUUUCUGUGCUAUAUGCAUUGCCAUUUUCCUGGCACACACAAGGAAGAAGGAGACACGCUAUGGAGAGGCUUUUGAGCCGACUGUGGAACAAGGGGAGCUUGUAGUGCAUUAUAGAGUAAAGAAAUCAUACAGCCGGCGCACUACUGAGGCCACAUUAAACCGACUGGGUAUCAGCAAUGAUCUGAAAGAGAAGUUACGUGAUGUUAUGGUAGAUCGGCACAAGCUGGCACUUGGCAAGACUCUUGGGGAAGGGGAGUUUGGCUCAGUCAUGGAAGGUCAGUUAAACCAAGAUGACUACAUCCUUAAAGUGGCUGUGAAAACAAUGAAAAUUGCUAUCUGCACUCGUACUGAAAUGGAAGAUUUUCUGAGUGAAGCUGUCUGUAUGAAAGAAUUUGACCAUCCAAAUGUCAUGAGACUUAUAGGCGUUUGUCUGCAGAAUACUGAAAAUGAAGGCUAUCCAUCACCCGUGGUCAUUUUGCCCUUUAUGAAGCAUGGAGACUUACAUAGCUUCCUCCUUUACUCGCGACUGGGCGAUACACCUCUGUUUCUACCCACGCAAACACUGGUGAAGUUCAUGACAGAUAUUGCAAAUGGUAUGGCCUACCUGAGUGGCAAAAACUUCAUUCACAGAGACCUCGCAGCCAGGAACUGCAUGCUGAAUGAGAACAUGAACGUCUCUGUGGCAGAUUUUGGCCUCUCCAAAAAAAUCUACAACGGGGACUAUUACAGGCAAGGCCGUAUUGCAAAAAUGCCUGUUAAAUGGAUCGCAAUAGAGAGCCUUGCAGAUAGAGUCUAUACAACAAAAAGCGAUGUGUGGUCUUUUGGGGUAACUAUGUGGGAGAUUGCAACCCGAGGUCAGACACCAUAUCCUGGUGUAGAGAAUAGUGAAAUAUACGACUACCUGCAGCAGGGAAACCGUCUGAAGCAACCUCCAGAUUGUCUAGAUGGACUGUAUGAGCUGAUGUCCAGCUGUUGGCAGCUGAAUUCCAAAGAUCGUCCAUCUUUUGAUACAAUGUGUAGUGAGUUGGGGAAAAUUCUCAAGAACCUUCCUCCGAUUAAAGAUCCUGAGGAGAUUCUGUAUGUUAACAUGGAAGAUGCCUCCUCUCCUUUGUCUGAAGAGUUAGGUGCAGUAGGCGGCCAAGAUGCCAAGGAUCUUGGAGAUGAUCUUUUCUUCAAAGCUGGUCCAGUCACUGCAGAGGUUCACCACUCUGAAAAUUCCAAUCGUUAUGUCAUGUGCCCAGCCCAUGAGACGACAAGACUUUUGGGGACAACACCAUCUACAGAACACCCAUCUUACAACUCUGCACUGGAGGAUGGAACUGUAGAAGAGGUUGUAACUUCCAGACAAUAAUCCAAGCCAAGUUGCAUUAUUAUGUGUUACUCCAAUGCACUUUUACAAACUUGUAGUGUUUUGUUCCGAAAACUUUUUUUUAAGGAACUUUCCAACCAUUCCAGUUUAAAGGCAUUACUUUUUGAAAACUCACCACUGAUCUUCUUGCUUGUGAGUUUUUCUUUUUUUGACAUACUGUCCUGGUCAUGUGUUGAAGUAGUUCAAGUAUCUUAGACGUUCUGGGAUGUGAUUAUGGAGAUUCGUGACCAAAGACUGGAUGGAGCUCGUAACUGCCAUGAUCAGCUUGCAAGAAUGUAGCCAUAAGAAUUUUAUUUUUUUUAUUUGACUCCAUUAAUUGGUCUAUUUUUAUGCUUUUAUAUUGACUGUGGUCCUUUCACAUUUGAUAUUUGGACCAUUUUGUAUUUUACAUCUGAUUUUCAAACUAAGAGUUUCCUGUGCAUUUUGAGUGGUAUUCCUCAUCAAUAUGAAGAGGGAUUGUUUGUAUCUUAAUUACAUACUGCAGUUACAGUUUAUAACUACGUAUGGAGAAAUUAUUCUCCCGGCAUUCUAGUCCUAUUAUAGAGUAAUGUGCAUUAA
Molecule: messenger RNA, 3505 nt
Organism: Xenopus laevis (African clawed frog)
Lineage: Eukaryota; Metazoa; Chordata; Amphibia; Anura; Pipidae
Gene: axl.S
Product: AXL receptor tyrosine kinase S homeolog
Exons: 20
Coding region: 257-2929 (890 amino acids)
Biological process (GO): negative regulation of cytokine production; mononuclear cell differentiation; platelet activation
Cellular component (GO): plasma membrane; signaling receptor complex
Molecular function (GO): nucleotide binding; transmembrane receptor protein tyrosine kinase activity; transferase activity
Source: RefSeq, a predicted model, not a curated record